This is a messenger RNA of Oncorhynchus gorbuscha (pink salmon), 3871 nucleotides long. Its product is annotated as 3 beta-hydroxysteroid dehydrogenase type 7-like. Gene Ontology annotation, biological process: steroid biosynthetic process. The coding region runs from base 322 to 1422 and encodes 366 amino acids. The transcript is spliced from 6 exons. The record is from RefSeq and is a predicted model, not a curated record. Gene Ontology annotation, molecular function: 3-beta-hydroxy-Delta5-steroid dehydrogenase (NAD+) activity. Lineage: Eukaryota; Metazoa; Chordata; Actinopteri; Salmoniformes; Salmonidae.
UCCCUUUAAAAACACGUAACUCAUUGUUUCCAGCCACACCUCGCCACAUCUACCAAACGGUAGUAAAUUCAAGAACGUACAAUAACCUUUUGGGGGAGUGUGUCGUUCAGUACAAACGGUUGUUCAACAUAGCAAACGUUUAAGAGGACUGAACGCACCUCUACCUCCCCCUGUCUUUUUUUCAUUUAGUUCUUUCUCGUUGUGUAACUCCGCUCGUUUAGAACGUUGGAUCGCAGAGGGAGUUGUAGGAGAUCAACAAGGACGACUCAGUAACUAAUCAACCAAACAUCAAUUGAUAGUAGCAACUAGCAACCGUGAAGAAUGUCGACUAAAGAACGGGGCCUGGUUUAUCUCGUCACCGGGGGCUGUGGGUUCCUCGGACAACACCUGUUACAGGUCCUUUUGGAGAAAGAGGAUGCGGUAACGGAAAUUCGACUUUUUGACAAACACAUCGACUCAAGUUUAAAUGGCCACAGCACAGAGCGGGUAAAGGUGGUGGUGACGCAGGGGGACAUCACAGAUUACUCCAGUGUCCUGGAGGUUUCCAAGGGGGCAGACCUGGUCAUCCACACGGCCAGCCUGGUGGAUGUCUGGCACAGAGUCCCUGAGACAGUCAUCCAGGCUGUGAAUGUUCAAGGAACUGUGAAUGUGAUCAAUGCCUGUGUGGAGAAUGGUAUUCAGUAUCUGGUCUACACCAGCAGCAUGGAGGUGGUCGGCCCCAAUGUGAAAGGAGACCCCUUUAUCAGAGGUGAUGAAGACACCAUCUACAAUGUUUAUCAUGAUAUGCCCUACCCCAGGAGCAAGGCCAAGGCAGAGAAACUGGUGUUGGAGGCCAAUGGCAAUAAGGUGAAUGAAGGGGCCUGCUUGUACACAUGCUCCCUCCGUCCCACAGGGAUCUAUGGUGAGCAGCACCAGCUGAUGAGGGACUUCUAUCAGAUGGGUGUGAGGACAGGGGGCUGGAUCAUUCGAGGCGUCCCAAAGGACACGGAACAUGGUCGUGUCUAUGCAGGUAAUGUGGCUUGGAUGCAUCUGCUGGCUGCUCGCUCCCUGAGAGAGCACCCCCAAAGGCUUGGAGGGGAAGUUUACUUCUGCUAUGACGACUCACCCUACAAGAGUUAUGAGGAUUUCAACAUGCAGUUCCUUUCUGGGUUCAACUUCCGCCAGGUUCAUGUGCCGCUAUUGGUGCUGUGGUUUGUGGCGUGCCUGAAUGACCUGCUCCGCUGGGUGCUGAAGCCUGUGUGCAGCUACACACCAUUACUCAAUAGCUACACCCUCGCUGUGGCCAGCACCUCCUUCACAGUGGGUUCAGACAAGGCCCAGCGCCACUUCCAGUACCGCCCCCUCUAUGACUGGGACCAGUGCAAGGCCCGCACACAGAAAUGGGUGGACACCUUUCCCUUCGCAGGCCCCAAGGACUCCUGAUCUGCUGGUCUGGUGGAACCUUGUCUGGGCUAAACCGAUGCACCACACAUCAAAACCUGGGAUGGAUGGAGGAGUGAGAUGACUAUCUCAGAUUUAUAUUCUCACUAUGUUUGCUCCAUCAUAAGCAGUAUAUUCAUUACACGUAUGCAAACAAACUCUUGACCCCUGAACUCUUAAACCCUGAGCUAUGACCUCCUGCACGUGUUCCUCAAAUGGUUAUGUCCUCCUACCUGUCACUACUUGUGGCUAGCCUGUAGCUCCUCAGGUAAAAUUAUGACAAGGAAUGUUCCACACUGAAAUGGGUCACUUAUCCAUCCCGUGAUCUUCUGAUUCACAUGAGACCCUUCCCAGCCCUAAAUAAGAGAUAAUAUAUUGGAGAUUCAAUAUAAAUGUUUGGGGCUUUAUCGGACAUUGCAAUAUUCAUCUUCUUAAAAAAGGGGUAGAUAUAAUGUGAUUGGAGUCAUAAAAGGGCAUAGAGAUGUGAUCUAGGAAAGCUGCUCAUGAAUUGUUUUGAGUCUAUUUUCAACAAUACAUGGUGCAAUACAUUGCUAUACAUAUUUUGCAAUACAUUUUUCACAAGACAUCAUCACUACAUAGACCUGAUCUGUUUUUGUUGAAGAGCACUAGUGCAGAAAAUAAGUACUUACAUCUUAAACAUGCAUUAAUGCACACAGAGAAUAUUGUCUGAUUAUGUUCUAUGUGAUUUUAGAGUUUUAUAAAUCACCUGCUAUACAUUAAGGUGAUUUUCUAAUCUGAAUGCACUGCCAGGCAACUGAAGGCAAUAAAAAACGUAUAUUAUCUGGUAGAAAGUGGACUAUGUCUCAAACCAACUACAUUAAAGAAAUGUAAGCAUUUCAUGAGACACCUAUAAAACAUGUGUAACAUGAAAAUAUUGUGCUAUUUACAAUGUGUCAUUUAUUGACGGUCCCAAACUAGCCCCAGAGAUAGGCUAUCCAAAGUCUAAACCAUUUUGACACUGUCGCACACCAGCCGGGAAAGAAGUUGGAUAACUUGCUAGCUAAUUUAGGCUUCUUCCAGACACAAGACCUUGUUUGAAUGUUUCAAGUUAUCUCAAAGGGUGUGUACUGUUUUAGCACAGUGUAAGUAGAAAUGCUUCCCAUGCCGGAACAAACACAAGAGACGCCCACAUCAAAGAGUUCCUCCGAGACCCAAAACUUGUUUAGUUUAAUUUCCUAAUGAGGAGAAUUGAAAUCAGGAAGUUCAGCCCCCUUUAAGAAAACAAUAGACAUACUUGGAUCAUAGAAUUGGUUGAAUGGUAUCAGACACAUGUUUUCCAUGUGUUUGAUGCCAUUCCAGUACUCCAUUAUUAUGAGCCAUCCUCCCCUCAACAGCCCCCUGUGACUUGGAAAGUAUACUCUUUCUGUAUUGAAUAUUGUAUUGAAUAUGUAUUUGUUUAAUUCCAAAUACAACUGUUUUAAUUAAUUCAAAGUUGAUUUGUUUUUUAUAAGGUAAACAUGAUACUAUCAAAGACACAACACGUGAUUUUUCCUGAAAACGGCCUAGGUCCACUAUGGUGACCUCGGAAACUGCAAAAGAAACUAAAUGGAGAAACGUAUGCAAUAUAUGUUAACAACACAUUCAUUACAUGUCCUUUACAUAGUCCCAGUCGGUAUUAGAUAGAACGUUGCGCCCCUGCCUGCCUGUGGGGAAAACAACUUGUGGUUACCUUUUUCAAAAGUAAUUUUAUUGUCUGCUUGUUUUUAGUCAAUUACAAAACUACAUUUAAGAAAAGUAUGUCUAAAGAUUACUUUUCAGCAUUGCCUGUGAUGGGGGUCACCUUGGUCGUGAUGGGGGUCACCUUGGUCGUGACGGGGGUCACCUUGGUCGUGACGGGGGCUACACCAAAUGAUUGAUGUAUUAUAAUAAUUGAUUAUGCUUAUGAUGUAUUAAUAGAAGGGGGAGGGCUAUAAGACACUCCCCCACUACAUGUAUAGGAUCCUGGACCACAGAUUAGUAAUAUAUAUAUGCAUUAUAAGGUUUAGUUCUUUUCUAGUCUCUGCCUCUUAUAAGAAACGGUCUGAGAGAUGUGUGAGUUAGUCAAAACGGUAAAUACAGGGUGUCUGAGAAAGCGCCUCAAGGCUAAAAGUGAUACAUAGACAUAGACCCCUGCAGGGGAGUAAAUAGAUAAGAGAGAAGUCAGACAUACCACUGUAAGCCACACGUGAAUGGAACUGCUGAGCCCUUAGAAAAGACUGGACUAUUGUUUUCUCCUGCAAGUUUGUAUAACUGUAUAUGCAUGGGCUUGGUCUCAUGAGUGGAAGGUGUUGAUGUAGGCAGUUACACCACUAGGGGUUGACUGCAAGUAUAUUAAAGCCACUUUGACCUUUUUAACUUUGCAGAACUUACUCUGAAACAUACGUGCUGUGUUUCCGUUGUCAACUUCUGUCUGCAAUUGCAUUAAUAAAGGUUUGAUUGAUUUACUUACCAA